Messenger RNA from Capronia coronata CBS 617.96, 1272 nucleotides. RefSeq names its product aquaglyceroporin like protein, other eukaryote. The record is from RefSeq and is a predicted model, not a curated record. The transcript is spliced from 3 exons. NCBI's taxonomy places the organism in Eukaryota, Fungi, Ascomycota, Eurotiomycetes, Chaetothyriales, Herpotrichiellaceae. Gene Ontology annotation, biological process: water transport; glycerol transmembrane transport. Gene Ontology annotation, cellular component: plasma membrane. The coding region runs from base 1 to 1272 and encodes 423 amino acids. Gene Ontology annotation, molecular function: water channel activity; glycerol channel activity.
AUGGACCCUUACGACAAACCAAGCCACCUCCACGCCGACCACAUCGCACCGCGCCACCGCGGCCCCGAAUCCUCCUCCUCGCAUCCCGGCUCGGACGAAGUGACGGUCACGCACCACGAGCACGAGCCGGACUACGAGCUCGACGACAUCCACGCCCACAUCGACGAACCCGUCAGAAAGAGAACGGCCAACAUGCCCAACGCAUCGUCGACGCCAGGCACAGCACCCACCAUCUCCGGACCCCAGCAGCAGCCUAGUAUGGACCCGGAUCCGCGGUCACCGCAUCCCUUCCACGCCGAACACGGCCCGCCCAUCGACAACGUGCUCAAGUACGACGAUGCCGAGGAGGACUACCAGCACAUCAAGAGCCUGUGGUGGUCGCGCGUGCGCCACGAACUGCGCGACCCGUUCGCCGAGUUUCUCGGCUCCUUCAUCAUGAUCUUGUUCGGCGACGGGAGUGCUGCCCAGGUGACCUUGUCCGCCUCGACUAAUCUGCCGGCCAGUAGUCGGAACAAGGGCGAUUGGCAGUCGAUUGCUUGGGGAUGGGGCGUCGGCGUCAUGCUUGGCGUCUACGUUGCCGGCUGUUCGGGCGGCCACCUCAAUCCAACCGUCACCUUCUGCAACUGUCUGUACCGCAAGUUCCCAUGGUACAAGUUUCCCCUGUACUUUGUGGCCCAGACCCUCGGCUGUCUCUGCGCCGCUGCCGUCAUCUACGGCAACUACAAAUCCGCCAUCGACGUGUACGAGGGCGGCUCCGGCAUCCGCACUGUGCCGGGCUACUCGGACACAGCCACCGCCGGCAUCUUCUGCACCUAUCCGCAACCCUUCCUGACCAAGACGGGCCAAGCGUUUUCCGAAAUCAUCGCCAGCGCCGUGCUGGUCUUGGUCAUCUUCGCGCUCAAGGACGACACCAACCUAGGAGCUGGAAAUCUGGUGCCGCUUUGCCUGUGCUUUUUGAUCUACGGCAUUGGCGCCACUCUCGGCUGGGAGACCGCAUACGCCAUCAACAUGGCUCGAGACUUUGGGCCCAGACUGUUCACCUACAUGGUUGGCUAUGGCCCCCAUGUCUGGACUGCUGGUGACUAUUAUUUCUGGGUCCCCAUGGUAUGCCCAUUUGUUGGCGGCACCUUUGGUGCGUUUUUGUAUGACACCUUGAUCUAUACGGGCGAGUCACCUAUCAAUACUCCUUGGAUGGGCGUCAAACGCGUUGUUCGCCCCUCGCGGAAGCGCUUCGUGGACGCCAUCACCGGUCGUACAGAUAGACAGGUUUGA